Capsaspora owczarzaki ATCC 30864 is the source of this 1090-nucleotide messenger RNA. RefSeq names its product proliferating cell nuclear antigen. The record is from RefSeq and is a predicted model, not a curated record. The transcript has 3 exons. Gene Ontology annotation, cellular component: PCNA complex. Gene Ontology annotation, biological process: mismatch repair; leading strand elongation; regulation of DNA replication. Gene Ontology annotation, molecular function: DNA polymerase processivity factor activity; DNA binding. Lineage: Eukaryota; Filasterea; Ministeriida; Capsasporidae. Bases 36 to 914 code for a protein of 292 amino acids.
CAGAGACAACACUUUUUACACACAAACCCUCAAUCAUGUUCGAAGCACGCCUCGCACAAAGCAAUCUCAUGAAGAAGAUUCUUGACGCCAUCAAGGAUUUGAUCACUGAGGCCAACCUCGAGAUUUCCAGCGGCGGUAUUUCCCUCCAGGGCAUGGACAGCUCGCACGUCAGUCUCGUCGCCCUCCUUAUGCGCUCGGACGGCUUCUCGCCCUUCCGCUGCGACCGCAACCUGACUCUUGGUGUCAACCUGCAAGCGAUGGCCAAGCUCAUGAAGUGCGCCUCUAACGACGAUAUUCUCACAAUGACUGCCGAGGACAACUCUGACACGCUCAACCUGCAGUUCGAGAGCCCCGCCCAAGACAAGCUCUCCGAAUUCGAAAUGAAGCUUAUGGACAUUGACUCGGAGCACCUGGGCAUCCCCGAAACCGAAUACGACGCCGUUAUCCGCAUGCCUUCGAGCGAAUUCCAACGCAUUUGCCGCGAUCUCGGCGCUGGUAUUGGCGGCGAGUCUGUCACGAUCGCUUGCACCAAGGAGGGCGUCAAGUUCUCCGUCACUGGCUCGGUCGGCUCUGGCAGCAUCACCCUUAAGCAGACUGGCAGCGUCGACAAGCCUGCCGAGUCGGUUGUCAUCAACAUGGCCCAGCCUGUCACUCUGAUUUUUGCUCUUCGCUACCUCAACUCGUUCGCCAAGGCCACUCCCCUCUCCGAGUCUGUUUCGCUUUCCAUGUCUCGCGAGGUGCCGCUGGUUGUCGAGUACAAGAUGAACGACACUGGCUAUGUUCGCUUCUACCUUGCCCCCAAGCUCGAGGACGAGGAGAACCAAGAAACCGAAGCCGAGGCAGAGGACCGACCCAACAAGGGCUCCAAGUCAAAGAAGGCCAAGGAGGAGGAUGCCAUGGAGGAGGACGAUUAAGUCCACGAAAAUGGCUUCUACCUUAGUUUUGUUUGUCUUUUGUUGCACAUUUUUUUUGGCAUUGGUUGUCCUUAGGCCCAAGGGUCAGCCUCCCCUUUCGAACGAAUGCACACCUUUUUUCGUCUUGAUUGCAUGUUUUGUAACAUUGAAUUUUUGAUUUGCGAUUUUCUACAUCA